AUGGCCAACACCGCCAAUACUACCACCACCAUUACCACAUCAACCACAGGCCAAGAAGCCCGCAACUCAGAGAGCAACUCAGCCACCAAGAUGCUGCCCUACCACCCGGACACGGACAUAGAGAAGCAGCACGGCGGCGGCGCCGGCUCGCACCUCCUCAGGAACACGACGGUGCACAACAUCUCGUGGUCAGGCAUAACCGUGACCGUCACGGACCGCGAGACGAAGCAGCCCAAGACCCUGCUGGACAACGUCCAGGGCUACGUCGAGGCGGGCGAGAUCCUCGCGCUCAUGGGGCCUUCGGGCUGCGGAAAGACGACCCUCCUCAACGUCCUCUCGGGCCGCCAGCCCACCACAUCAGCCACACCCACCACCGCCGCAAACAUCACAAGCAAAGCCACCAACGCUAAAGGCCCAAAGGCGACAGGGACCGUCCGCGUCAACGGCACCGCGCCCCAGCCCGCGACCCUCCGCCGCCUGAGCCGCUUCGUGGAGCAGGAGGACGCCCUGAUCGGGUCCCUGACGGUCCGCGAGACCCUCUCCUUCGCGUCGCGGCUGUCGACGCGGCUCCCCGCGCGCGAGCGGUCCGCCCGCGUCGACGACGUCCUGUCGGCGCUGGGCCUCAGGGCGCAGGCGGGCACGCUGAUCGGCACCCCCGUGCGGCGCGGGGUGUCGGGGGGCCAGAGGCGGCGGGCGGGCGUGGGCGCGCAGCUCAUGACUUGCCCCCGGGUGCUGUUCCUCGACGAGCCGACCUCGGGGCUCGACUCGGCCGCUAGCCUUGAGGUGGUGAGGUACCUGAGGGCGGUGGCGCGGCGGGAUAACCUGGUUGUUGUGGCGAGUAUCCACCAGCCUUCCACGGCGGCGUUUAACCUGUUUGAUAAGCUCUUGCUCCUGGGAGGCGGGCAGACGCACUUCUUUGGGCCGCUGGGUGCGGUGGGGGCAUAUUACGAGUCUGUUGGGCGGGCGCUGCCUCUGCAUGUUAACCCGGCUGAGUUUUUGCUUGAGCAGGUUAGUGUUGACUUUGCCGGUGGGGAGGAGAAGGGUCCAGGAGGAGGGGAAGGCGGGGCGGCGGCGAAGGAGCGGCUGCAGGCGUCGAGGCGCGCGUGGCUGGCGAGCCCGCUGGCGGGGCAGCUGGGCAGCAUCGUCAGGUACUGCGAGACGCAGCAGCGGCAGGGCGGCGGUGAGGCGGACCUCCUCGUGGACGCGGCCGGGGAGGGCCACAGGCCCGGGUUCGCGAGCCUGGUGCUCACGCUGCUGCACCGGUCGUUCAUCAAGAGCUACCGCGACGUGAUCGCGUACGGGGUCCGGAUGGCCAUGUACUUUGGGCUGGCGGUCAUGAUGGGCACCGUGUGGGUGCGGCUCAAGACGGAGCAGGAGUACAUCCAGCCGUAUAUCAACGCCAUCUUCUUCGGCUCGGCCUUCAUGUCCUUCAUGGCAGUGGCCUACGUCCCGGCCUUCCUCGAGGACCGCCUCCAGUACGUCAAGGAGUCGAGCACGGGAUUAUACUCGUCGUCGCACCUGGUCCUGUCCAACUUCCUCAUCGGCGCGCCGCCGCUGUUCCUGAUCGCGCUGGGCUUCAGCGCCAUCUCGUACUACCUGUCCAACUUCAACCCGUCCGCGUCCGCCUUCUUCACCUGGGUCAUGUGGGUGUUCCUGGACCUGCUGGCGGCCGAGAGCCUCGUGGUCGUGGUCGGGUCGCUGGCGCCCAACUUUGUCGUCGCGCUGGCGCUGGUGGCGUUCGCGAACGGGCUGUGGAUGUGCGUCAACGGGUUCAUGGUGCAGCCGACCGUACUGAACGUGUUUUACAAGUAUGUCUUCAGCUACUGGGACUACCAGAAGUACGUGUUCGAGGGCAUGAUGGUCAACGAGUUCUCCGGGCGGAGCUACGGGUGCGGCGGGGGGUGCCGCUGCAUGUACGAGACGAACCUGGCGGCCGAGUGCCGCAUCGACGGGCAGGGGGUGCUGGACCAGUUUGGGUACCGGGAUGGGUACCUCGGGAAGAACGUCGGGAUUAUGGUUGGGAUCGUUGCUGGGUAUCGGCUUGUGGCGUGGCUUGUGCUGAUGUGGAAGAAGUGA
This is a messenger RNA of Diaporthe citri, 2076 nucleotides long. RefSeq lists its product as uncharacterized. The transcript has 2 exons. The coding region runs from base 1 to 2076 and encodes 691 amino acids. NCBI's taxonomy places the organism in Eukaryota, Fungi, Ascomycota, Sordariomycetes, Diaporthales, Diaporthaceae. The record is from RefSeq and is a predicted model, not a curated record. Gene Ontology annotation, cellular component: membrane. Gene Ontology annotation, molecular function: ATP binding; ABC-type transporter activity; ATP hydrolysis activity.